This is a messenger RNA of Ylistrum balloti, 4353 nucleotides long. RefSeq names its product pre-mRNA-processing factor 19-like. Gene Ontology annotation, cellular component: U2-type catalytic step 1 spliceosome; Prp19 complex; cytoplasm. Lineage: Eukaryota; Metazoa; Mollusca; Bivalvia; Pectinida; Pectinidae. The transcript is spliced from 17 exons. Bases 3 to 1532 code for a protein of 509 amino acids. The record is from RefSeq and is a predicted model, not a curated record. Gene Ontology annotation, biological process: protein ubiquitination; DNA repair; mRNA splicing, via spliceosome. Gene Ontology annotation, molecular function: ubiquitin protein ligase activity; protein binding.
ACAUGGCGCUGUGCUGUGCAAUCAGUAAUGAGGUUCCAGAACAACCAGUCAUUUCUUCAGCUUCUGGCCACAUCUAUGAAAGGCGGCUGAUUGAAAAAUAUAUCAAAGAAAAUGGAACAGAUCCCAUGAAUGGGGAAAAACUGUCUACAGACAUGCUGAUGGAGAUCAAAGCUUCCCCUCUUGUUAAGCCAAGACCUGCAUCAGCAACAAGUAUUCCAGCCAUUCUUAAAUCUCUUCAAGAUGAAUGGGAUGCUGUCAUGUUACACAGUUUCACAUUGAGACAGCAGCUUCAGACAGCCAGACAAGAAUUGUCUCAUGCUCUGUACCAGCACGAUGCUGCUUGUCGUGUCAUCGCUCGUCUCACUAAGGAAGUCUCCGCUGCCAGAGAAGCCUUGGCUACUCUGAAACCUCAGGCAGGCGUGGCUGCUCCAGGAUACACAGCUCCUCCCCAACAACCAGCAUAUGGAGCAGAAGCCAAUCCAGAGGCUGCCCAACAGCCAAUGGAGGAGGCAGGCAUGAGUGAUGAGGUUCUACAGAAGCUGCAAGACAAAGCUACCCUACUUACAGCAGAACGAAAAAAGAGAGGUAAGACUGUUCCUGAAGGUUUGGCCAUUGUUGAAGACAUCAAGACUUACAGACAGCUGGCUUCCCAUACAGGAUUACACAGUGCUAGUGUGCCUGGAAUUUUAUCUCUCGAUGUGUGUCUGAAGGAUACAUCCAAAAUUGUUACUGGUGGAAAUGAUAAAAAUGCUGUGGUAUUUAACAAGGAUACAGAACAAGUCAUGGCCAUUCUCAAAGGUCACACAAAGAAGGUUACCAGUGUUAUUUAUCAUCCAGAAGAGGAGUUGGUAUUCACUGCCUCCCCUGACUGUACCAUUCGUGUGUGGGGUGUACAGACAGCCCAGUGUGCCCAGGUCAUUAGAGCUCACGAGGCUCCUGUCACAGGCAUCAGUCUCCACGCUACUGGUGACUACCUUCUCAGCUCAUCCACAGACAUGCACUGGGCAUUUUCAGAUCUUCGUGCCGGCAGAGUUCUCACCAAAGUCAAUGAUCCAGCUUCUCAACAUGCCUUGACAUGUGCACAGUUUCAUCCUGAUGGUUUGAUCUUUGGCACUGGCACAGAGGACUCUAUGAUCAAGAUCUGGGAUCUGAAGGAGCGAGCCAAUGUGGCUAACUUCCCUGGUCACCAGGGUCCCAUAACAAGCAUUGCUUUCUCAGAAAAUGGUUACUACUUGGCUACAUCUGCGGAGGAUUCUGUUGUCAAACUUUGGGAUUUGAGAAAAUUGAAGAACUUCAAGACUUUACAACUUAGUGACAAAUAUGAUGUGAGGUCACUGUCCUUUGACCAGAGUGGUACCUACCUUGCUGUUGCAGGCACUGAUGUCAGAGUUUACCUGUGUAAACAAUGGCAAGAUCUGGUGGUGUUUAAUGACCAUACUGCGACAGCGACUGGUGUUAGAUUCGGACACAAUGGUACCUUCUUAGCAUCAGCCAGUAUGGAUCGCUCACUCAAAUUCUUUGGCAUACCAUGAGAAUCACAUCAGAAUAUGGCUAGCUGUGGGUGUAAAUAACGGAAAGAAAACAAGAGGUCAAUGGUAACUGUACAAAGACGACUGGAGAGAUAUUAGGCCCUACUAUGUGUACAUAAUGAAUUAAAGGAAAGGUGUCGAGGGCCUACAGAUUCAUAGCACAGACUAAUACUACAGCAGAAUUAUUUCACUAAAUGCUUUAGCUCUAAUACAGACUUGAGGAAAAAGAUAUCUUAUUUUGAAAAUAUUGUAGUGAUCAUUGGUGUGUGAUUUAAUGUCAAGGUUGGUAGCUUCAAAAUAUCUUACAGUGCAGCUUUUUACUGAAAAAAAACCCCAUUUUUUUUUCAAAGAAGUAGAUAUGUAUUAUAUAUCUGACAUAAUUAAACACUGAACAAAUUAUGAACUUCAAAUUAUACAAGAAAAAAAAACAAUUUCUGAAUGUAUUGAUGUAGUUUCUUUACCUGAUGUGACUGUGCUUUGAAAAUUAAGUAUCUCCAGUCUGAAUCAUCUUUUACCCUAAAUUGUUCUUCAUUACAAGAAGAACAGAUUGUAUAUAUCUUUCUGUAAGUUACUUACAUAAGAUAUGAAGAGCCAAAAAUGAAUUCUUUGUAUUAUUACACUACGUCCCAUUCUUAAUAUAGAAAGAAUCAAGUUUUACUGUUAUAAUAUAUUGUUUUAUAGACUAAAAUGAUUUAAAACUUUGAAAGACUGGGAAAACUUUUAUGUCAUUGCAUCUAAGCAAGUACUUUAAUAUGCUGGAAGAAAGAGAAAAUUCAAGAUGACAUUCAAUAUCAGUUAUCAUAAAGCCAUAAAAUCACUAUUAAAGUUUUACUCUCACAAAUAUAAAAAUAAGAACUGAAAGGAAACCUGAGGCUAUUGAUGUAAAACAUCUACUUAAAAAAUAAAUCACUUCUAUUCUUGGUUCAUUUUCCCGUCUAUUACUUCUAACCAAAUUAUUAAUGAUGUUCUAUAUGUGGUACCUUUCUCUACACAAAACCUGAGGUCCUGGGAUAGAUAUGUUUCUGUCUCAUCAGCUGGUUUAUGAUUUGAAAAUAUAGACAGGCAAUGCUAAAAGUACUGAUGUAUAUAGGUAGUACAGUAUUUGUCUGAAGACAAGGACUCCAAACGUUCAUGAACUUCUUUGAUUGCCAGUAUGGUUAGAACUUUAGAGGUAUACUUCUUUGUACUUUGAAACAGAAUGUCAAAUCGAUAUAUUAACAUAAUUACAAGGUUUUUAUGAAAUAGAAUUGGUCUGAACAUGACAUGAAUUGGUUUAUCAAGAACAUGCAUCCUGUAUAUCUGUGUGUUUUUUGUACAAUCUUCCCUGUGGACAUCUGCUGAUGUUGAAAUGUGUAUUCUUGAUAAUACAACUUGAUUAAUCUAGAAAGUGGUAUUUUAAAAGGAAAUAUUAGUAGAAUGGUGCUUUGAAAUUUCAACAAAAGACAAAAAGGGCAGAUGAGGGGUUGGCGGGGAACAAUGCGCUGAUGUAUCUUUCCUAACCGGUCAUUUUUAUUCUUUAGCUGUGGAGAAUUAUCUUAAUAGUGAUGGUGAUUGAGAAUUAUUCACUGUUUCACAAUAAACAAACACCAUGAUGAAUGUUUAGGUAUAUGUAUUUUUGUUGUUGUUGUGUGUUUAAUCUCAUACUUUGAUCUACAUUUUUAGAAAGGCUUUACACUUAAUGUGAAUUAUAAAAUUUGUAAGUAUCCAUAAAAUCUCUCCCAUACUGUAAUUUAUGUUCCAUGCUUAAUCUAUUUUUUGUAACUAAUUGUAAUUACCCAUUAGUGCAAUGGAGAAAAAUGUAUUCUCAUUACAGGGGAGUGGUAAUCUACUGAAAGUUAGGAAUGAAUGAAUUUGAGUAACAAAUUAAAUUUAAGAUAAAGGGUACAUUGUGGCAAUUAUAUUGAUGAAGGCUUCAAAUUGAACUGCUGGUUUUUCAGACAGUUUGUCCCCUUAUUUGGUUUGUUAGAGAUAAAAAUUUUUGCAAGGCUCUAAAAGGAACGAAAAAUAUCGUGACAAGUUUUAUAAAUCACAGGUCAAAUGAAGCUGAACUUAGAUCGUUUUUAUCAGUUGGUUGAUUACUCAGACAAAUAUUGCAGAAAAAGGACAAUUCUAAAUAUCUAUGGUCCCUAUUGAUAAGUUACAGUGCAAGCUGUGGUAGUCAUUUCAAUAUCUAUAGAUGAUAUCACUCUAAGAUAAACAUUUAUUUCAUAGGUAUAUUUGUUGGAUAACAAGGCCAUGAUGCAAUAAAAAAAACUGCAGUAUUUUUGUCUGAUUUUGUAACCACUGUUAUUUCAAUCUUUAUAUUGAAAGAUGAAUCACAGAUGAUUUUUUUAAGAAUGUGUAGAAAGUAUAACCUGAUGGUACCCUUUACCUUAAAAUUGAAAGUUGAGCAUAGAAUUAUGGGUUUGAGCAUGAACAAUAUCAUCUAGGAAACUCUGUGGUGUUGAUCGAUAAUAUUAUGGUCAGAAUGUCAGAUUUUCACAUUUACAUUAAAUGAUCAUUUUCCCAUUUUCAUAUCAUUCAUCAUCUGUACAUCUUCAAAUGUGAGAACUUAAAGCCCCAAUAUAUGCAUCAGUUGCCCGAUUUUCCAAAUAUGGCAAUGAUCAUAAAUUCAGUCGUGGGCAGUUCAAAAUGGAGACUUAUUGAAAAUGAAUGAGUUCCAACUGCCGUUGUAUAAAUACCAACACACAAUAUCGUCUCGAGUAUUUCUGAGAUAUGUCAAUUUUGAAUACAUCUAUAUAUUAGUAAUUUCUCAUCAGUUCAUUUUAGUGAAAGUUGUAUGUAUUGGGACUUUAAGUGUGCUUCAAAAAUCAAUAAAUUUGUA